This is a messenger RNA of Penicillium cataractarum, 1020 nucleotides long. Its product is annotated as alcohol dehydrogenase. The transcript is spliced from 7 exons. The record is from RefSeq and is a predicted model, not a curated record. Gene Ontology annotation, molecular function: oxidoreductase activity; zinc ion binding. Bases 1 to 1020 code for a protein of 339 amino acids. NCBI's taxonomy places the organism in Eukaryota, Fungi, Ascomycota, Eurotiomycetes, Eurotiales, Aspergillaceae.
AUGAGUCUGCCGUCUCACUACAAACGGGCCGCCUUCAAAGAGGCCGGUGGCUCCCUGACCAUUGAAGAAGUCGAGUUGACCAUGCCGAAUGCUGGCGAGGUGUUGGUGAAGGUGGAAGCAUGCGGAGUUUGUUUCUCCGACACGGUUUCACAGGCUCAUGGCCUAGGUGGAAAAUUUCCAAUUGUACCGGGCCAUGAAAUUAUUGGACACGUGGUGGCGACAGGUGACGGUGUCUCGGACUGGAAGGUUGGCGAUCGUAUCGGUGGAGGAUGGCACGGCGGCCAUGACGGAACUUGUCCCUCCUGUCGCCAGGGCCAUUUCCAAAUGUGCGACAAUCAGAGCAUCAACGGAGUAACCCAAAACGGCGGAUAUGCUCAAUACUGUAUUCUCCGUGGCGAGGCUGGAGUCAGAAUUCCCACGCAUGUCUCAGCUGCCGAGUAUGCGCCGAUUCUCUGCGCCGGCGUGACCGUCUUCAACUCAAUGCGCCAAAUGGGUGUCAAACCUGGAUCUACUGUUGCCGUUCAGGGCCUUGGAGGUCUCGGCCAUCUCGCCAUUCAAUAUGCAAAUCGCUUCGGCUUCCGGGUGGUAGCCAUUUCUCGCGAUGAUCAGAAGGAGAAAUUUGUAAGAGACCUCGGUGCCCACGAAUACAUCAACACAAGCAAGGAAGAUGUCGGAACCGCUCUGCAGAAAUUGGGAGGUGCUUCUUUGAUUGUAGCUACUGCGCCCAAUGCCCGGGCUAUUUCCCCUCUAUUGAAGGGCCUUAGACCUUUGGGCAAACUCCUAAUUCUUGCCAUUCCGGGUGAGAUCCCUCUCGAUUCAGGGCUUAUGGUCACCCGAGGUCUUUCCGUCCAUGGAUGGCCGAGUGGGCAUGCUCUUGAUUCUGAGGAAACCAUUCGCUUCACAGAAUUGGAGGACAUCAAGUGUAUGAUUCAGACAUUCCCUCUUGAUCAAGCUAAUGAAGCAUUUGAUGCAAUGAUUUCGGGCUCCGUUCGAUUCCGCGCGGUGAUUACAAUGGAGUAA